GAUAAGGUUCGCCACUCUCCUCUUUCACUUGCCCGAGAAUUCAUUAUAAACUUUCGUCCCGCAUCUGAGCAGCGGAGAGUUCAUGGCCAAAAUCAUAAGCGAAAUCGGCCACCAGUUAAUCCCGUUCCCGCAAUGCCGGCCCGCCACACUCCGCCGUCCGACCGGAAUCCGAUGCUCCGUCUUCGCCACUCCGAGCCACGAAGUGAAUGCAUCUGGAGCCCGAGUCGUCCCAUGGGGCAGCGAGAUUGAAUCCCUGGAGAGCGCCUCCGCGCUUAAGAAUUGGUUGUCGGCUUCAGGCCUGCCCCCGCAGAAAUUGGAGAUCCGAAGGGUGGACGUCGGUGAGAGGGGUCUCGUCGCGCUCAAGAACAUCCGAAAGGGGGAGAAGCUCCUCUUCGUGCCGCCCUCGUUAGUUAUUACGGCCGACUCGGUAUGGAGCUGCCCAGAAGUUGGAAAUGUGUUGAAAAAAAAUUCAGUUCCAGAUUGGCCUUUGCUUGCCACCUACUUGAUAAGCGAAGCAAGUUUCAAGAGCUCAUCAAGAUGGAGUAGUUAUAUCACAGCCUUGCCUAGACAGCCUUACUCACUUUUGUACUGGACACUUACCGAGUUAGACACGUAUUUGGUUGCUUCUCAGAUAAGAGAAAGAGCAAUUGAAAGGAUUACAAAUGUCAUAGGAACGUAUGAAGAUUUAAGACUUAGGAUAUUUUCAAAGCAUCAAGACCUGUUCCCAGAGGAGGUUUAUAACAUUGAUACAUUUCUAUGGUCCUUUGGCAUUCUUUUCUCACGUUUGGUUCGCUUGCCAUCAAUGGAUGGAAAAGUUGCAUUAGUCCCAUGGGCUGACAUGCUCAAUCAUAGUCCAGAGGUUGAAACUUUCUUGGACUAUGACAAAUCAUCAAAAGGUAUAGUUUUUAUGGCUGACCAGUCAUAUCAACUAGGGGAGCAGGUUUUCAUAUCAUAUGGCAAGAAAUCCAAUGGAGAACUGUUGCUGUCUUAUGGUUUUGUGCCCAAAGAUGGUACAAAUCCAAAUGAUUCAGUUGAGUUGUCACUGAGUUUAAAGAAAUCAGACAAGUGCUACAAAGAGAAACUUGAAGCUCUAAGAAAAUAUGGCUUGCAAGUGCCUCAAAGGUUCCCAUUGCAAAUUACUGGUUGGCCAGUGGAGAUGAUGGCAUAUUCCUAUCUUGUUGUCAGCCCACCAAAUAUGAGACAAUACUUUGAAGAGAUGGCUGCUGCUGCAUCCAGUAGAGCUGCAUCUGAGACAGGAAGAAAGUACCCAGAAUUGGAAGAGCAAGCCCUUCAGUACCUUUUGGAUUGCUGUGAAUCAAGCAUAUCAAAGUACUCCAAAUUUCUACAGGAUGGUGAUACACUGAAUUCAGGUCAAUUAAGUGCCAAGCAAGCAGAUCGAAAGUCUCUUCUGAAAAAGCUGGCAACAGAUCUAUGCACCAGUGAGCAAAGGAUACUAUUCCGUGCACAAUACAUACUAAGGAGGAGGUUGCAGGACAUGAGGAACGGAGAACUAAGAGCCUUAACAAUAUUAAAUGGGUUCAGAAAACUUUUCAAAUAAGGAUAGUGGAGAUCGUGUGACAUCCCGGAUCCUGUCAAUGAUAUGAUGUUGGAGCUAUUUUCAUACUUUUGUUGCUAAAUAUAUGUGAUCCGUCAGUGGAGGAUAACAAUUCUACUGUUGCUAGUAACUCAGUUUGUUGCUGUCAUUUUGUAAUGACGGAAACAGAUGAUCGAAACAACAGUGAUUAAUAAGUUCUGUUCUUUUGAACCGCCGUGGAGGCCAUUUUAAGCUAAAAACUCCGAAUCAUUAGGUGUCA
Molecule: messenger RNA, 1814 nt
Organism: Zingiber officinale
Lineage: Eukaryota; Viridiplantae; Streptophyta; Magnoliopsida; Zingiberales; Zingiberaceae
Product: ribulose-1,5 bisphosphate carboxylase/oxygenase large subunit N-methyltransferase, chloroplastic-like
Exons: 12
Coding region: 83-1558 (491 amino acids)
Biological process (GO): peptidyl-lysine monomethylation
Cellular component (GO): chloroplast
Molecular function (GO): [ribulose-bisphosphate carboxylase]-lysine N-methyltransferase activity; protein binding; protein-lysine N-methyltransferase activity
Source: RefSeq, a predicted model, not a curated record